UUUUGUUUUCCACGGAGUUCUUUCUCUCGUCUCGCUCAAGAAUGUUUGUCGUGGAUGCGAGCAGCAUAGGUGGUGCAGGUGGAGGAUAGCAACGGUUGCUAUAGUCAUACGGCCAAACGAUACACAACCGUCAGGUGUGCGUGUGUCGUGUACCUCGCCCGACGAUCUGCUGUUCGUGAUCUCGAUGCACCAUUUAUCGUUGCAGGCUAUAGACAAAAGUGCAUCUAGUCGUGUAACCGUGCUGGCUGCGUUCUUCUUUUAGGGUGUGAUCAGGUGCAAUUAAAGUGUGCAGUAAACAUUACGGAAAGCUGAAGUUAGCAAUUGCAGCACAAGCUGGCUGCGUGUGUGUUUUAGUGCGGUUUGUUUGAUGCGGGAUGGCAGCAUAAAAGUGUGUCAACAUUGGAUAGUUAAAGAUGCCAUCUACACGAUUAGCGGUCAACCCGUUGCUUUUUUGUCAUCGCUGGCGGACUUUUAUGCUGUUAAGCUUUACACUGCUCACCGUUUUCGGUCACAUAGUAGCCGCAGCAGACAAAGGAGCCUACUUUGGUUGCUAUGAGCGCGAUCGCUUUGCUAGGUUAACGCUGACGACGGAGAAUCGAGAUGAGUGCGUCGACAAUUGUGAGAACAAUUUCUACAGAUAUGCUGUACUGUCCGGCUCGCGAUGUAGCUGCACCAACACAAUCCAAACACGCAUCGUGGAAGAUCGCGAGUGUGACCUGAAGUGUGGCAAACAACCGGACGCAAACUGUGGAGGAGUAAAAGCGCAAGCCGUCUAUGAAACGGGCAUUGAUGUGGCCGGACCGGUCCGUAAUUUGCGCAUUGAGGGAGAUCAGAAAGAAGAUAUCAUAGCAAUCCGUUGGGAUCUACCUGCGGACGAUGGGGUGAUGAUCGAAGAGUUUGAGAUCGUGGCUCAAGUGACGCGCACGUACGCGAGCUUCCGGAUCUAUCCCGUGCGAUGGUCGGUGCACAACGUCUCAACCGGCUUUGAGCUAUCCAACUUGCAACCAGGCACCGAGUACAACAUAACGGUGAUAUCGGUUUCAGCAAAAGGGGCCGGAGGAAUGACUAGCAUUGCGGGCAGCACCGAAAUCGGACGUCCCGAUCCGGAACCCGAAGAGCCCAUUAUUUUGCGCCGGUUCGAAUCCACUAUAUCGAUACAGAUUCCGCGAGCCACGAACAAUAAUGGACCAGUCAAUUACUAUCGCGUGGUGGUGCACUAUGUUAACAGCGAACUGAUCCAACAGAUUGACGAGAGCCAGCUGAACACGUUCCAGCAGUCGAAGGAGAACAAAGUGCCGUACUAUAUCGCGGCCGAAUUGGAGAUGAAGGAUGACCAAUUGUUACAGUUCACUGUGGGCGAUGGGCGCGAAUAUCGCAGCUAUUUCAAUCCACCAAUUACGGCACGUACACACGUCCAUAUAUCAAUCGGUGUUGUAAGCAUCCUGAACCAUGUGGUUAAGGUGCGGUACGCCACGACAACGCAUGAGCAGCAUCAGUACCCAGACCAUCAUCAUGUGAAUUUAAAAACGGUCGAAAUUGAACGUAACGAAACUCUAAUAACGAUAUUGACCACUGCCUGCAUACUGUUCGGGAUCGUUCUCACGGGGGCCAUCAUUCUGUACGUUUAUUUGCACUUCAAAACGCCUGCUGCCAACACAAGGCCAUUUGGUGAUCAUCACGAACUGACACUCCAAGGUCCCAUUCUCGAAGUGGAGAACAACGGCUACAUGCCGGACAUCUAUGAACAGCGUGGCUUUGAGGCAGAACUGCGCGACAUCAUUGAUGGAAUGGAUGCGUCGAAAAACCACGCACGAAAGUAUCUUAGUUUGGAUAUCAAUCGGGUACUGGGCAGUGGAAAGUAUGGGGACAUCCUGCUCGGAUCGUUGCAGCGCCAGGAGCAGGAUAUGCCGGCCCAGGUGCAUGUAAUCACGGACGAUAUGGAGAGCGUCGAUCAGAUAGCGUUUCUGAACGAAUUCCGACGGUUAACGGCACUGGCAGACCAUGCUAACGUGAUCUUGUUUUAUGGUGUUUGCGUUACGCCCGAUUGGUGCUAUCUGCUGUUCGAGCAGAUGCAAACAACACUGAAACAGACGCUAUUGAACGCACGCGUGCCGGUCAAUACGAACAGUGUUAAGUUCUCGACCGUGUCGGAAGAGAUUGUGGUCAACAUUCUCUGUCUGGUGUGCGAUGGAAUGCAAUUUUUGGCAGAUAAUAAUGUUGUGAGUAAAAAGUUAUGUGCCCGCACCGUGUACGUGAAUACCAAAUUCGAGGUAAAGGUGAGCGCCUUCGGACCACCGCUGUGUGCCGAAGAUACAGGCAGCGCUAUAGCGAUUGAGCGCUGGCACGCACCGGAAGUAAUUAAAUUCCAAAACCACUCGACCAAAAGCGACGUCUGGUCGUUCGGAUUGUUGAUAUGGGAGUGUUGCUGUCUCGGUGCCACACCUUACGGCAGUACGACAACGGACAACCUGUUUGCAACGAUACGCGCCGGUCAGAAACCGGAACGCCCGAGCUUUAUGUAUGAGGAUCUGUACCAGUUGUGUCUAAACUGCUGGGAUCUGGAUGCUAGCGAUAGGCCCAGCUUUGACGAUUUGCGACGCUACCUACGGCAGACGCUACCGAUGUUACGGUAUUUGCUGUCGUUUGAGCGUAAACAGAAUGUUCAGCUACCACCGUACUUACCUCACUUGGAAGCAGCAGCAGAAUAAGUAUAGCGAACGGAGAAAGGGAUUCUUUGAACAUUAUUUCCGACAAUGUAACUUAAUUCCGUCCAAGUCGGAACAUGCACGAGCACAUUCCGCAUUACAGCUCUUCUAGCCUUAUUUAAGUAAUAACAAGCUUUGUACGUUUUACUGAUCAUUUUUAUUACAAUAAAUAGAAACUCGUUUUUUUGUAAAAAAAAAACAAUUUACUUCCUCUGCUUAUCCUAGCACAUCCUUUCCAUCCGCAUUAGAUUAUUUGCAUUCAGUUCAAUAUACAACACCUAAAUUGCAUGGAACCGCCAUGCAAUGUAACUUAACACAUUUUUUGUACCCUUUUUAUUGUACUAUUUUCUCAAUCAUUAAGAUCCUGUUCAUUGUAAUCCAAAUUACUGUUGAAGCACGAUCUUUCUAUCGAUUUUUUAAUUGAACGUACGUACUAGAGAAC
Molecule: messenger RNA, 3147 nt
Organism: Anopheles funestus (African malaria mosquito)
Lineage: Eukaryota; Metazoa; Arthropoda; Insecta; Diptera; Culicidae
Gene: Wsck
Product: putative inactive tyrosine-protein kinase Wsck
Exons: 4
Coding region: 414-2708 (764 amino acids)
Biological process (GO): protein phosphorylation
Molecular function (GO): protein binding; protein kinase activity; ATP binding
Source: RefSeq, a predicted model, not a curated record